CAUUCGCGCUUACUGCUAAAUUCUAAAUCAGCUAAUGUGCUUAUUUUAAACUGUCGUACGUAUUUGAUCGCAUCGCAGUAGCAUAACAAACUUGUUUACUUCCUACACGUAUAUCAGUGGGGCGAUUAUUGAAUUCAUCUCAGUUUGUUUUUAACCGCGGAUUUGUAGAUAUCUAAAGAGCUAUAAGGUGAAAAGUGCCACUAUCUCAAAGAAUUUAGUGAAACACAAAUUAAUUGAGUAUUCUAAAUGACAUCUUUAACUAAAAAUAUAUCGCACUGUAGAAGAUGCGUGUCUGUGAUACCAAAAAGGCAUAUGAAUACAGGAUCAUCAAAUGCAAUAGAUGCUACUAAAAUGCAAACCAAAAAUAUCGUUUUGAGCCAAUGGAAAUUAAUCAACGAAUUGAAAUCCUAUAUUUCCAAGUUCACCGCUGACAAAACUAUUGAAACGGCAUUGAAUAAAGAAUUUGCUCAACUCCUACAAAAUAUCAACGCUAAAUCGUAUGGCAGUGAUCUUGUUCGAUAUUUUAGUUCUAUAAGUGUGGGUAUAUCAAGAAAUUUGGAAAUGACGGAAAUAAAUCAGGACCAAGGCAAGAUAUCCUUACCAAAUAUUUUAAACGAAUUAGUGAAUGGUAAGCCAGAAGAAAAAAAAGAAGUUAUACCGAAAUGGAAAAUUUCCAAAAGGCUUACAUCUAAGGAAACCGUUUUAUCUCAAACAAAUAUCAUAGUAUCUUCAUUAAAUCUCGCAGAAGAUGCACCAGUGAGAUUAUUAAAGAUCGAAGAAUUAAUAGAUCAUCUUAGGCAACAUCCAGAAGAAAAACACAAUGCUGUUAAGGAUGGUGCUAUACGUAUUUUGCUACGUAUUCGUAAAACCACAACCGACCAAAUUGUAUUAGAAGCCGUAAACGAGGCAUUUGCUUUACUGGGACAUACAGACCCCGUCCCGGGGAGCGGUAUCCGCAUUCUGUCCAUCGACGGAGGUGGUGUUAGGGGUAUAUUAGUGAUAGAAAUGCUGCGUAAGUUAGAAGAGCUCACCGGCAAACCAAUAUACAAAAUGUUUGAUUUUAUCUGCGGCGUCAGCACUGGAGCAAUUAUAGCUACACUAAUUGGUUUAAGACAAAACACGUUGGAUGAGACGGCAGAAAUUUAUAAAAAUAUCAGCACACAGAUUUUUUCACAGUCCGCAAUAAAGGGAACGAGCAAUUUGGUUUGGAGUCAUUCCUAUUAUGAUACGGCGUUGUGGGAGAAACUGCUGAAAGCGCAAUGGGACAAUAGAAGCCUCAUAGAAACCCGAAGGAAUUUGGAAGUACCAAAGUUCUGUGCGGUGUCAGCAGUGGUCAAUCAGUCACGUCUGGCAGCGUACGUCUUUAGGAAUUACGCCCUGCCUUAUAAAGUGCAAUCGCAGUACAUAGGAGGGCACAACCACGCCGUUUGGGAAACCGUAAGGGCCUCGGCGGCUGCACCUACCUAUUUCGAAGAGUACAGGAUAGGAAAUAUGCUCCAUCAGGAUGGGGGUAUUUUAGUAAACAAUCCCACAUCUGUUGCUAUUCACGAGGCGAAACUGCUAUGGCCUACGACCCCAAUCCAAUGUAUCGUGUCAUUCGGAACCGGCAGAACCGCCCCCAAUCCCAUAGAUGCUUCCGCCGAGUUGACGACUACCGCAAUCAGUAACUCAUCGUGGAAAAAGAAGUUUCUUGCCAUUUUAGACAGCGCGACCGACACGGAAGGCGUUCAUACGAUGCUGUCGGAUUUGCUCCCUCCCAACGUUUACUACCGUUUCAAUCCCUACCUAACGGAUAUGUUAGAUAUGGCGGAGAUCGACCCGAAUAAACUGGAACAGCUGAAAAGGGACGCGUUGAUGUAUUUGAGGAGGAACGAGGACAAGUUUCAAGACGCGGCGAAAGUUCUAAGUAUGACGAAGUCUCGGACGCAGAAACUAGUAGACUGGUUUAGCCUGCAAAAGGAAAUACACGGUUUUAAAUCGAACAUGGGCUUUUAAAGCUUAACUUUUACGUUUAAGUGCCUUUUUUACAAGCGAUGUAAGUUCUAACAUUAAAAAAUGGGUGAUACUAUUUAUGAAACCACUGUGAUUAGCUUAGAAGUAUAUGUUAUAAACGAUUUUUGUCGUACUUUCUACACAUUGUGAUAAUUUUAUAAAUAUAUUUUUAUAUUAAAAUUUUAA
Messenger RNA from Anoplophora glabripennis (Asian longhorned beetle), 2178 nucleotides. Its product is annotated as calcium-independent phospholipase A2-gamma. The transcript has 8 exons. Gene Ontology annotation, biological process: arachidonate metabolic process. The record is from RefSeq and is a predicted model, not a curated record. Lineage: Eukaryota; Metazoa; Arthropoda; Insecta; Coleoptera; Cerambycidae. Bases 247 to 1995 code for a protein of 582 amino acids. Gene Ontology annotation, cellular component: membrane.